UUUUCUUUCUAUACCCAAAACCUAAAAAAAUUAUAUUUUUUGUUUCAAUACUUUCCCAGCCACUGUAAUCCUGUUAGUCCGGCCAUAGUUCCGGUCACCGUGAAGGUCGUCGUUUCUCCUUCCAGCGUAAGUUUUACUCCUUCAUCGUUUUUCCCUUCCAGUGCGGAAAGAUCGAUUGUUUGUAUUGUCUCUGUUCUAAUUGUUGUUAAACUUUUCAAAUACUUUCACUUCGUAACCAACCCUAGUACAUUGCUUUAUCAAACCAAAAUUUCCAUGGAACUUCAACAUAUUGUUUAUGGGGUUUCUCCAAAACUAUCACCCGCACCGUCCAUUCCAAUUGGAAAACAGCUUUUCUCUUUGAAACCCCAUUCUUUACUUUCUUCUUCACACCCUUCUAUUCAGUCCCAGAAUUUUGAGGUUUUGAGUGGAGCUUAUUACCCUAUCAACAUUGCAAAAAGAGGUGGAUGUUAUAGCUCUAGGAGGAGAGUAUGGUGUAGCAGUAGCAGGGAUAUUGCAGAUCCAAACGAGGGGCACGAGGUGAGAACUCAGGUCACUGGGAGAAGGAAAAAGUUGGCUGUGUUUGUGUCUGGCGGAGGAUCAAACUUCAAAUCAAUUCAUGAGGCAUCCAAAAGGGGUUCACUUCAUGGAGAUGUCAUUGUAUUGGUUACGAAUAAAAGCGAGUGUGGAGGUGCUGAGUAUGCAAGAAAUAAUGGUAUACCUGUUAUAUUGUUCCCUAAAGCAAAGGAUGAAUCCGAUGGAUUGUGUCCUAAUGAGCUUGUUGAUACACUAAGGAGAUUGGAGGUUGAUUUUAUUCUUUUAGCUGGAUACCUCAAACUUAUACCAGUGGAGUUGAUUCGAGCUUAUGAAAGAUCAAUAUUUAACAUUCAUCCAUCACUUCUUCCAGCUUUUGGGGGCAAGGGCCACUAUGGUAUGAAAGUACAUAAAGCAGUAAUUGCUUCUGGUGCAAGAUUUUCAGGUCCUACAAUUCAUUAUGUGGAUGAACACUACGACACAGGGCGUAUCCUUGCCCAGCGUGUUGUCCCUGUGCUUGCUAAUGAUACUGCAGAAGAGUUGGCUGCUAGGGUUCUAAGAGAGGAACACCAAUUAUAUGUUGAGGUGGUAGAGGCUUUAUGCGAAGACCGGAUAGUUUGGAGGAAAGACGGUGUUCCUCUCAUCCGAAGCAAAGAAAAUCCUAACGAAACUUAUUGAUUUAUCACUUAUAUGGGGAUUUUAACAAACCUUUAUAUUUCCACCAAAUCAGUAGCUAAGAAAUAGUAGGCGAGCUCGUGUAUUCAGGCGGCACACUCUCUCGGAAUAUAAUAAGUAGGAAACCACAAUUUUUUCUCCUAACCUGUUUGUUAUAGACUUAUUAUGUUAAUUUGCUCAAAGGACCUCAAGACUUAUCUACCAUGUGGUACUCCACAAGUGGCAAAUUUUGAAUUUGCAUUCUCAUAUAAAGUAAAGUCUUUCUAUAAAAUAGCAAUCUUGGUCCCUCUUCAUAUGUAGAUUCCCAUUUUGAAUAAGCAUUGUGGAGUGUUCAUAAAAGCAUUGGUCCUCCUUGGAGAAAGGGAAUAAAACAUUUUCCAUUGAGUAGGUAGCAGUCUCGAUCGCCGCCCUCCACCCUCCACUUGCGCAUUCUCAUAUUGCACAAGUAUUGUGGAACGUUUGUGUGUGAGGUGACUUUUAUAUAUGGAACUUGUGUGAUGGAAAAUGGAUUCUCUGAUGCAACUCUGCGGCUUAAUUGCGACUUUUUGCCGUUCGAUUUAAACUAAUGGUGGAAAUUGUUUAAAUUUAAUUUACUAGUUGUGUGAUUUGAGUUGUCUGAUAUGAAAUAAAUGACUGAUAUUAUAUUGUA
Messenger RNA from Lathyrus oleraceus (garden pea), 1855 nucleotides. Its product is annotated as phosphoribosylglycinamide formyltransferase, chloroplastic. The record is from RefSeq and is a predicted model, not a curated record. Gene Ontology annotation, molecular function: phosphoribosylglycinamide formyltransferase activity. Lineage: Eukaryota; Viridiplantae; Streptophyta; Magnoliopsida; Fabales; Fabaceae. Bases 274 to 1209 code for a protein of 311 amino acids. Gene Ontology annotation, biological process: 'de novo' IMP biosynthetic process. Gene Ontology annotation, cellular component: chloroplast; cytoplasm. The transcript has 6 exons.